This is a messenger RNA of Gekko japonicus, 870 nucleotides long. RefSeq names its product podoplanin (gene PDPN). Gene Ontology annotation, cellular component: basolateral plasma membrane; filopodium; apical plasma membrane. Lineage: Eukaryota; Metazoa; Chordata; Lepidosauria; Squamata; Gekkonidae. Gene Ontology annotation, molecular function: protein-folding chaperone binding; chemokine binding; signaling receptor binding. Gene Ontology annotation, biological process: lung development; positive regulation of extracellular matrix disassembly; positive regulation of platelet aggregation. The coding region runs from base 254 to 640 and encodes 128 amino acids. The record is from RefSeq and is a predicted model, not a curated record. The transcript has 5 exons.
CGGUGUCAGUUGGAGAAAAAUGCCCAGUCUCUUCUCAGUUGUUUCUCUUCAGCUUUCAAAACUGUGGUUUACUUGGGGGGGAGGCAAAGAGAGAGGCCCUUUCAGCUUCAGCUGAGGAAAAGGAGACCAGAAAACUCUUUCGGAAGAAGAAGAAGAAUUCAUCAAGUUGUCAACGUCGGAUUGUUCCAGACGGGGACUUUACGUUUUGGGGUUUUUUCCCUCUCUUCCAAGCAUUUUUGAAGAACUCACAAAGAUGUUUCUUCAAAUGCCGCUCCUCCUCUUGCUGAUUGGGAGUGUCUCGUUUCAGGGGUUCGCUGAGGAAGCAAGUACGGUUUUACUGGAAGAUGAAACGGCGACAGGAGACAGUGACGGCUCAGGACCACCUACUCCAUUGCCUACAAAACUACAGGACACAUCAGACACUGUCGCCUUUGAAGAACUGAUGACCACAGAAAGUGCUGUGUCACCUAGUGAAGAUAGCGAUAACUCAACAAAGCCAGAAGUCCCUGAAAGUUCUGAAGAUGGUCUGGAAACAGCGACGCUGGUUGGGAUCAUCGUUGGGAUCGUCGUCGCAAUCGGUGUGGUCACCGGGAUCAUCAUCACAGUCGCAAAGAAAAUGUCGGGCAGGUACUCGCCCUAAAGAUCGACAAAGAACAAAAUAAAAUCAGAAGAUCGCUUUCCCCUUUCUGAGCAUCUCUCCUCAUGUAUAGACCAUGGAAGAUGACCCGUGGAAACAGUGGAUGUGGACUUGCUGGCCCACGGAGAUCCGACACAAUUUCCUGGAGGGAUGCUUUGCUUGCCAAAAAAUGAAAAGUUGCUCACCUAAAAUAGCUAUAAAGGGAAUGGGAAAGUUUGCAAAGUUAGGAACUU